CAUCUAUUAUGUGAAAUUAACAUGGACAAGGUCCGGUCUUGGAGACCAUUAUUUAAAAGGCAAUAUAGAGGGCUGGCGUUGCAUUUACCUUUUGAAAUGAAGCUAGGAGAUCAAAGAACUAAUUUAGAUGAACCCAAUCAACUGGAGAUGUCAAAGGUGGGAUUUGAAGUAUAUGCAGAUGGUCCUACACGGAUUCUACGACUUUGUAAGUUUUCUGGUGGUUGUAAGGAAGAUUCAGUGGUUCGGCCAAAAUCAAAGAUUCGACUGCGAAUUUCCUACUUUUCUGUCCACUUGUUUGAGAACAGAAAGGAGGAUGUAGAUGCAAGCAAGCCGGCAAGUUUUUCCCCGCUUUUAGUUGUAAGACUUGGAAAUAUUAAUGUGGACUCAAUGUUUACUGCUCAACAUACAUAUAAUCAAAUUAGAGUGCAGACAUUAAAUGUGGAUGAAAAAUGGAUGGGAGCUCCCUUCGCUGCAGUGCUUCGGAGAAAUCAAUUAGAUUACUCUGACACAGAUGAUGACAUAUUGCGUAUUGUCUUCAUCCUACUUUCGACCAACUCUAAUGUUACACAAGUUAAAUAUUCUUCCGUUAUUUUGCAGCCCAUAGAUUUGAACCUUGAUGAGGAGACACUGAUGAGACUUGUCCCAUUUUGGAGAACAUCCCUCAGUGACUCAAAUACUCGGAGCCGACAGUUUUACUUUGAACAUUUUGAGAUCCAUCCAGUAAAGAUCGUUGCAAGCUUUCUUCCAGGGGACUCAUAUUCAAGUUAUACCUCAGCUCAAGAGACAUUGAGAUCCUUACUGCAUAGUGUGAUAAAGAUUCCCACUGUAAAGAAAAAGGUUGUCGAGCUCAAUGGAGUCCUGGUUACACAUGCUUUGGUAACAGUGAGUGAAUUGUUCGUUAAAUGUGCACAGCAUUAUUCGUGGUAUUCCCUGCGGGCCAUAUAUAUUGCGAAAGGAAGUAUGUUGCUCCCACCAGCUUUUGCUUCGAUUUUUGAUGAUUCUGCCUCAUCCUCACUUGAUAUAUUUUUUGAUCCUUCAAGUGGCUUUAUCAGUCUUCCUGGAUUCACCUUAGGAAUGUUCAAAUUCAUCAGCAAAUGCAUUGACAAGAAAGGGUUUUCGGGGACAAAACGUUAUUUUGGUGACCUGGGAAAAACAAUGAAAACAGCAGGGUCAAAUAUACUCUUUGCUGCUGUUACUGAAAUAUCAGACUCUGUUCUGAAGGGAGCAGAAGCAAGUGGUUUCAAUGGAAUGAUAAAUGGCUUUCACCAAGGGAUAUUGAAGUUAGCAAUGGAGCCAUCACUGUUAGGAACUGCUUUCAUGGAGGGAGGCCCAGAUAGAAAAAUUAAGCUUGAUCAAAGUCCUGGGGUUGAUGAGUCAUAUAUCGAAGGGUAUUUACAAGCUAUGUUGGAUACAAUCUACAAACAGGAAUAUCUCAGAGUGAGAGUCAUUGAAAACCAGGUUCUUCUCAAAAAUCUUCCCCCAAACAGUACCCUCAUAAAUGAGAUUAUGUACCGGCUGAAGAGCUUCCUUGUAAGCAAGGGCUUAUUGAAAGGAGAACGUUCAACUUCUCCUCAUCCCUUACGUCAUCUGCCAGGAGAAAGCGAAUGGAAAAUUGGACCUACAGUGCUGACUUUAUGUGAACAUUUGUUUGUGAGUUUUGCUAUCCGAAUGCUGAGAAAACAAGCUGAUAAGCUAAUGACUUCCAUCAACCGGAAGAGAAAACCAGAGGUUGCUGAUGGUAAAGAGAUGAUCCCUGUGCCCAACAAAGAGCAGAAAAGAGUGAAUUUUAACUGGAAAGGAGGGAUCCGCAGUUUUUUGUUCUCAGGGAUGAUUGCUUAUGUUGAUGGACGGUUAUGCCGAUGCAUUCCUAAUGCUGUGGCAAGAAGAAUUGUUAGUGGAUUUUUGCUAAGUUUUCUUGAUAAAAAUGACGACAAGUGAUGUAUAUGUUAACCUUCAGUCAACUGUAAAUAAGCUGUAAUUAACCUUUGAUUUCUGUACAUAAUGUGAGUUCUCCAAGAUUCAAGCACGGCUGUAAAACAUGAUUUAAUGUUUUGAGCUCUAGUGUUCACAGGAGCAUAUAUUGUAAUCCAUGAAAGAAACGACAUAUGGCAUAUAAUUUGCCCAAGUUUCCACC
Molecule: messenger RNA, 2134 nt
Organism: Macadamia integrifolia
Lineage: Eukaryota; Viridiplantae; Streptophyta; Magnoliopsida; Proteales; Proteaceae
Product: vacuolar protein sorting-associated protein 13b-like
Exons: 13
Coding region: 22-1938 (638 amino acids)
Biological process (GO): protein targeting to vacuole; protein retention in Golgi apparatus
Cellular component (GO): extrinsic component of membrane
Source: RefSeq, a predicted model, not a curated record